AUGGCCGUCGACAACCCGCCCGCGAGGGGUCACCCUCCUGAGACUUCUCCUGCUUCAGCUUCAGCCGAGAAGCCCAUCCGACCGUCGUCUCAUGCCGCCGCCGUCGCCACCACUCCCGAGCUGCCAAGUCCCAGGAACUUCAGGUCACAGAGCCUAGCACAUCACGACCGCAGCCCGCGGGUCGCUACGACCGCGCCCAUCAAGCGGAAGCCGCUGUCGGCAAGCGCUUCACCAUUGGCUCGUCGCUUUUCGCAGUCGUCUCAGUACUCGCAGCCCUCUCAAUACGCACCCUCGCCGCCCCCGCAACACUACCUCGACAUCUUGGACGAGCUGCCGUCGCCGCCGCUGAUGUUGGACCAGCUCCCCAACCGAACAUCGCGCUCCUAUUCUAUCGACAGCCCGACUGUCUAUGAUUUCCCAAGUGCCAAGGUUGCCCCUUUGAUGCCACUGGUGCCUGAGGGAGGACUCAUUGAUAAAUUCCCUGCCGUGCCGGCCGCUGGGCCAGAGACUGGAUCCCAAGACUGGAACGACGCUCAGUUGGAGCUUGGUCGAAACAUUCCAGACGUCAACCCUGCAGCUCUUCAAACACAAAACGACCUCACUAGUGCUUUUAAAAUCCAGGGCUUCAUCCCAAACGAGCAGGAUUUCGACGUCAUCCCCAUUCGGGUUGCAUCGCAACUCCACCAGGGUAGUGAGCAGCAGGUCGACGUAGAUCCGGCACUUCACAGUAAGCAGCCGGGCGACCAAGCCAGUAAUAUUAAUACAACACAACCCAACAGAAUGUCCCUCUUCUCCCGCAAGCCAUCACCACCACACCUCAAGCUUGCAAACACCAAGGAUAUCCAUCAACAAAAGUCAAUUGCAUUGGACUCAACUGCUGCUACCGUUGCCGAUCAACCAUCCGAACUUGUACCUCUCGCUCCCGCACCCGCUCCCGCUCCCGCACCAGUAGCCGCACCAACAGAGAACGCCACCGUUAACAAGCAAGAUCCCGCUACCAACGCCUCUGUAAUUGCUCUUUCAAACCAAACAUCUGAUAAUCUUAAUGCAAAUAAGCCACUGCCGCCUCUCAAGUCUCCUGCAUCUUCGAGGUUAGGAAGCUUCUUUGGCUGGACGACAUCGUCACCGGCCUCGACCUCAUUCUCGGACAAGGGCUUCUCCCCCUUGCCCUCGCCUUUCUCACAAAGGACGACCACGGUAUACACAGAUGACAGCCCGGCGUCCGCAACAACAGAACCACUUACUGCAAAGGCCGGUAUACAUGCCCGCCCUCCGAACCAAACCACGCACCUCGAGUAUUGCGAAGACUACCUUCAAACACCACCCACUACCACACCGUCGCCGGCCAGUCAGAUUGAGGAUAUGGAGGACGAACUAAAGGCCAUCAGCGCCGAGCUGGCGGCCUCUAUUCGGCGUGAAAUGGACCUGGAGGACCUAGUUGAACGACUGCAGUCCCAAGUCGGCAGUCGGGGCGAACCAGGAAAGAGAACCAGUGAUUACUUUUCCGACUCGGGUUACAGCUCCGCCAAGGCAUCCGAAGCCGAUGCCAGCAGGGAAGAGGUCGCUCAGGUCCAGCGUCGGGCCGAGCAGGAGAAGGCUCAGGUCCGCCUGGAGCUGAGCGAAAAGCUGAACGAUGAGCGUUCAAGGAGGAGAGAGUUGGACCUUCAGAUCAAGGAGCUCUCGCUGAGGGCAUCCAAGAUGGGAGAAGAGCAGGCCCAAAGAGGUUCAGUGUCGGACGCCGACAGUGCUGACCGAGUAAAAGAGCUCGAGUCGUCAUGCGAAGAACUGAGGAGAAGACUAUCAGAGGAACGUGAGAUCAAGGAUAACUUCCAAGAUCUCUUGGACGCUCUCAAAGGCGAACUGCAGAGCGCCGCCAACGAGCGCGAUAAUCUUCGUGACGAGGUUGUCCCACAGCUCAGGGCUCGCGUCGAGGGUCUCGAGCAACAGGCAGCCGAGUACUCGAGGUCGACAUACGAAAGCACCAAGAUCCAGCAAGAGCUUCAGACUCUCCAGGAGGAGAACGCAAGCCUCCGGGCGCUGAAGCAGAAUCGUGAGUCGCAAAGGUUCGAAGCCAACCAAACAAGGAUGUCACGUGUCGUCCGCUCGUCUUCAGUGAGCACUGUAAACUCCAACUUCAAGCUCCAACAAGCGCCUCUUGGCCGCUCCAAUACUGUAAAAGGACCCCAAGGCCAGCAGUUCGAGUCACGCGAGGCCAUGUCGGAACGCCUCAAGGAUGUCGAGGCGCAGCGCGAUGCCCUGCACAGCGCACUCAAGAAUCUGCUCGAAAGGCAAGAGUUUCAGAACCGUGAGAACGAAAAGAAGAUUCGCGUCCUCGAGCAGGAGCGCGCUCGCUUGCUGGCAACAUCGCCAAAGAAGGCUGGCUACGAACGAGACGUGUCCAUUCUGAAGGAGGAAAUCGCUGUUCUGCGAAAACGUGCCGAGGAAGCCGUGGAACAGAAGUGGCAGGUUGAAAAAGGCCUGGCUGGCUUGAAGAUGGAUCUCGACCGCGCCCAGGAGGAAAUUGCAGGCUUGAAGAGCCUGCUCCGCGAAAAUGACAUUCUCAUUCCUGCUGCCUUCUUCGCAAGACCGAUGAGCUCUCCUGACAGUAUUGAUGGGGACGCCAGCCCUGUCACCUCUGCAUCUCUGCAGAAGGCGCACCAAGACUUACGCUCCUCUUAUACCCAGGCACUAGAGCGGAUCAAGAAGCUUGAACUGAGCUCCGUGGAGACGGAUGCUUUGAACAAGCUGGAGGCUGCAGUUGCAGCUGAUGGUAGCCAGCCCUCACAAGCGAGCCUCGAGGCCCAGGUCAAGGAGUACCUCGAGACCGAGCGUGACCUGGCUGAUCAGCUCCAGGCAUCGGCAAGGCAAGUCGAAGAACUUGCCGCACAGGUACAAGCGCAGCUUGCUACCAAUGCCACGCUUCGUACGCGUCUGACUGAUGCGGUAACACGCGGCGAGGCCAACCAGCAACGCAGCAAAGAACGCAUCACAGGGCUUCAGCGCCGGCUCAAGGAGCUCGAAGACGAGCUUUCGUCGACGCAAAGCGCUGCUGAGGACCGCAUCGCACGCCACGAGGAGGAGAUUAGGCUUCUGCGUGAGGCCAACAAUGGACAAAUACAAAGACUGAGGGAUGCGGCUGGUGGUCUCAAGAGCCCUUUGCCAAAAAGCCCCGGUCUCAGAAGCCCUACGCAGCGAUUGUUUCCCCCACGGUCGCCACUGUCGCCUUUGUUCGCCAAUGGUACCAGGUCUCCUCGCCUUGUCAACAGUCCCGUUUCGCGACCAGGUUCAUCGGGACCCAACUCUGCGCGCAGCCUCAAGUCCCCCGGUAUGGCGGGUGAGGAGGACCAGGCGGUGCAGGUUGAGAAGCUCCGACGUCGUGUCGCCGAGCUCGAGAAGGCGCUCAACGAGGCCGAUGCCGAGAUGCAAGAAGUUGUCGGCCGUAUGAACGGGGCACAAAUCGAAGUACUGCAGUUGCAGGAAGAGCGCGAGCAGGCCAUCCGAGACACGCGAAGGCUGCAGCGCCAGCUUGACGAGGAGAAAGUCAAGGUCUUUCAAGACCGCUUCCGGGACCUGAGUUCCAGUGCCAUGGCCUGA
Molecule: messenger RNA, 3594 nt
Organism: Pyricularia pennisetigena
Lineage: Eukaryota; Fungi; Ascomycota; Sordariomycetes; Magnaporthales; Pyriculariaceae
Exons: 2
Coding region: 1-3594 (1197 amino acids)
Source: RefSeq, a predicted model, not a curated record